Gasterosteus aculeatus aculeatus (three-spined stickleback) is the source of this 2039-nucleotide messenger RNA. Its product is annotated as interferon alpha/beta receptor 2. Gene Ontology annotation, biological process: cytokine-mediated signaling pathway. NCBI's taxonomy places the organism in Eukaryota, Metazoa, Chordata, Actinopteri, Perciformes, Gasterosteidae. The record is from RefSeq and is a predicted model, not a curated record. Gene Ontology annotation, molecular function: protein binding; cytokine receptor activity. Gene Ontology annotation, cellular component: plasma membrane.
GACAGCUCGGAAUACUAUCAGGGAGCCUCUGACGCGUCUAGAACUAGGACCAGACUGAAAGUCAGCUUCCGGUAUCUGUGUAACUUUGUUCUGGAUCUUCCUCUGUCUCAUGAACUUGUGAGAACUGACAGCUAACCUCCAUAACGCUAAACCUCUGGUGUGUCCAUUAGCGACAGGUAGCUACAUGCUAUUUGCACAAAGAUCAUGACCUAGUCUUAUUAAUCCGCUGUGCGUUGUCAACUCUCUCAAACGAGGGGACGGUGACGUCACGGCCGCGCCUACUCAGGAGACGGGACGUGUGCAGAGAGAGGUGAUACCUCGGUUUACCCCGUAGUGUGGACAAUAGAGGUAAACAACUCGGCUGGUAACCGUGUGUCUUUCAUUGCCUCUCGGAUAUCGAAAGGACGGACGUUACUUCAGGCGGUGUGUGUCGCUGUGAGGGGCAUGCGGGGUCCGGGGGACAAGCAGACACACCAACAGGAUGAACCCUCUGCCUCAUGUGCUCUAUCUCACCUUACUCCUGGAUACCGUGCUCGGUUCCCUUCCUGCUCCGGUCAAUCUGUCCGUCAGCUCCGUCAACUUCCACCAUGUCCUGCAUUGGGAUCCCGGCCGAGGAACCCCAGCCGGAACAACGUACAUUAUCAAAUGGCGGGUGUACGGGAAAAGCAAGAGAACGCAUUCAUUCAACUCAACGACAACAUCAUUUACAGUAAAGUUUCCACCCAAACAUGUGGUGUUUCGCCUGAGUGUCCAGGCGUCCUACAACAAUACUCAGUCUAAAGAAAGCAGCAUCCCCUUCAACCCGUCCACUCAGACCAUAUUAGGUCCUCCAAAGGUGUCUCUGUCUGGAUGUGGCAAGUGCAUUCAUGUCAACAUUUCACUCCCUGAAGCUGACCCGAGGUCAGGAUUCAAGAACAUCAUGUCAUUCUACUACGGCGUUAAGUUCAGGGUCUUUUGGAAGAAACGUAAUGAAACAGCAGAGCAGUGCUUCCUCACAAAAUCCAGGAAUUCUACUGUGACCAACCUGCAGAUUGGCACGGAGUACUGUGUAUGGGUUUCCACAGAGAUUAACAUCAACCGAAACACUAAGCCGUCCGCUGUGGAAUGCACCUUCACUGGCAAAGAGGAGCCAGGCAGAGGCCCAGUGUUUUCAGGUGCAGUUGCUGCUCUUGUGAUUGUUAGUGGUAUCCUGGUGAUCUCCUUGUUGUUCCUCUACCACACUGGAUUCCUCUGUAAAGUGACCACUCUGCCCAGAGCCCUCAUUAAGUCUCUGAGCCAAGGCUGCACCCUCACGCCGGAGAGGACGUACCCUGACAAGGUCUACGUUGGCGCAGAGAUGGAAAAACAGAGAAAUAACAACAAUCCCUCAGGUCCACACGCUGCCAGCAGGGGCACUAACUCCGAUGAGGAGGAGGAGGAGGAGGAUGAGGAUGAAGAGGAGGAAGGAGGAAACGUCUACAUGGACAGAGACGCAGAGCUUUCCUCGGGUGAGGGUUCCUGCCGGGACUCUGCGGAUGUGUGGAGGAACAGCAGAGGGGCUGUGUCAGGGGGCUCGGGGAGUUUCAAAGUACAGGACACAGAGUUUGAGGUUGAGGUCAGACAUUGGGAUCUCGAUCAAAGUCAGGGCAAAGCUGGAGGGACAGACGUUUCUUUCCUGCCCGAUGGACCAGUCACAGUGAAGUUGAAGGAGGACGAGGACGAGGAAGAGGAAGAGGAGGAUGAUCACUUAGGCGAUAUCAAUCUGUUCUCAGUCACACUUGCUGCACUGGCUGCAUGCGAGGAAGGGGAGGAGGAGCAGACUCCAAGAGACCAUCUGUCAGACCCUCUGUUGGAUCCUGAGCCGGUGCUCAACUCAAAACGGACCCUGAGCCACACAGACUCACAAAGAGAGACCACCAGCAUUAAUGCUGGCUACACAAGAAGACUUCACUGAAAGCCAAAGUAGUCUUUAUUAUAUUCAAUGUCUGUAUAUGUAUGUAUAUAUAUAUAUAUAUUUAUAUAUAUAUUUAUAUGUAUUUUAGGUGGUUGAUGUUGAAAGA